Molecule: messenger RNA, 305 nt
Organism: Pyricularia grisea
Lineage: Eukaryota; Fungi; Ascomycota; Sordariomycetes; Magnaporthales; Pyriculariaceae
Exons: 2
Coding region: 20-202 (60 amino acids)
Source: RefSeq, a predicted model, not a curated record
UCGUGGACCGAGCGAGACUAUGAGAUGCUUUGCUCGCCAAGGCACUAAAUUUGGGCUGGGAAGGCGCAUACUAUGUAUAGAAACCGAGAAGGCCGAACUUAACCAUGCUUUAUUUUUUUUGCUUGAGUUAAGUCCUUUCUAUUGCCUGCAGAGAGUUUCCAAACACUCUAUGCCGACGUCCGAUCUCAUCUCAGCCCAAUAAAACAGUUCUCCCCCACCCAGUGUGCCUGUUUUAUUUUGGGCGAUUCUGCCUCACCCUGACCUGAUCCUUGGGAAGAAGACAACGAGAAACCUACCUAUCUAUC